Messenger RNA from Acaulospora morrowiae, 334 nucleotides. NCBI's taxonomy places the organism in Eukaryota, Fungi, Glomeromycota, Glomeromycetes, Diversisporales, Acaulosporaceae. The record is from the annotation of a GenBank genome assembly.
CUGAGAGCUCUUCAUAGUUGUGCGAAAGGUGUUUAUUUUUUAAAAUUCUACGGAAUUUCGAGGAACCCGAUUACUCAAGAAUACAUACUAGUAAUUCAAUAUUGUAAAAUGGGUUCGUUAAAUAAAAACUUUUGUUUUAUCUCAAAACAAGAAUGGAGGACGAAAUUCAGCAUUCUUCGAGACGUCUCAAAAGAUAUGGAAUCGAUACACAACGAUGAGCGGGUUCACCGCGACUUACAUUCCGGAAACGUAUUACAGAAUGAAAACCUUACAUCUUACAUUUCGGAUAUGGGAUCUGCGUGUCCAAUAAAUUUGGAGGAAUCAGAUAUAACAG